This is a messenger RNA of Mobula hypostoma (lesser devil ray), 6264 nucleotides long. RefSeq names its product mastermind-like protein 2. NCBI's taxonomy places the organism in Eukaryota, Metazoa, Chordata, Chondrichthyes, Myliobatiformes, Myliobatidae. Gene Ontology annotation, cellular component: nuclear body. Gene Ontology annotation, biological process: regulation of transcription by RNA polymerase II. The record is from RefSeq and is a predicted model, not a curated record. Bases 2862 to 5378 code for a protein of 838 amino acids. The transcript has 5 exons.
GAGAUCUGCUGAAUGAUUUCAUUGGGUUCCAGCACUGGAGCUAGAGACCAAAGUCUGGGCAAAACUGCUUCUAAGACUCGGGAGAUAAUAGACCUGAGGUGGGUUGUACACGGUUUGCCUUUUUCCAGCAGUGUGAUGUAACCAGUGAACAGAGCACCACUUUGAAGGCAUUGUAUAAGUCCAUCAGCCCUAAUGUGGCAUAGGCGGCCAACAGCAGCUCAUUGGGCCGACAUUUCAAGGCAAAGAUCGAUCCUCUCCCUGCAAUGAGGUCUUAGGAGCUUCUGUUGGCAUUUCUGUAGCUCUGCGUUUUCACAGAAUGGGGUUAUUAGCCCCAUGUCGACCCCUCCUCCUUUCACAGCUGGCUUGGGGCCAUCCAUGGUGGAGUUGUCUGGAGGGCAUGGUGCAGGCAAAUCCUUCUGUUAAAGCUAUACUGAAGCAUGCUUUGGCUGUUCCUAACAUCCCAUAAGUCUUGGAUAUCAAAAGCUGUUUUGAUGUUUCUGAAAUGCUGAAAUUUCAGACUACAUGUCUGAUUUCAUGAAAAUCAACAACAACAAAAAAAGAAAAUACAGAAAAUGCUGGAAGCAGCUGACCAGGUGGCAUCUGUGGAAAGAGAAACAGUUAAAGUCCAGGUCCUCCUUCACAACGGACCCUUCGCUAUUUCUGGCCCGAAUGCAUUGACCCAUUCUAUUUAUUUAUUUUUUUAUGCAGAGAUAGUGGUGCGAUCACUCGAGUGGAAUAUGGUAUUCUCCUAAGGGGUCACGUAUUGGUGGGUCCUGUGGUGGCUGUAGAGGCCUGACUGGGAUCCGCAUAUUCUGGUGCAGUGUGGUUAGUGUUUGGGUCUUUUGAUUGUUCAGUCCCUCCUUUCGCAGCUUCCAGUUGUUCUCUGCGGCACAACAGAGGUUGCUGUCAUGUCGCGUGGCUUCCUCUUGAACAGAUUUCCUCCAGGUGUGUGUAUUGAGUGUAAUGUAAGGUUAUAGACCCUCCAGAGCCCACACCACCCAGUUACACCCAUGUGACCAAUUAAGCUGCUAGCCCGUACAUCUUUGGAAUGUAGGAGGAAACCAGAAAGCCCCCAUAGUCAUGGGGAGAGUAUAAAACUCCUUGCUGACAGCGGCGGAGUUGGUGCUGUAAUAGCUUUAUGCUCCCCUGCCACCCGGACUCUGUAUCUCUUUCCACAGACGCUGACUGACCUGCUGUUUCCAGAAUUCUCUGUUUUUAUUCCAGCUAAGUUGAUAGGGUUGUUAGGAAAGCUUAUGGUGUGUUGGCCUUUAUUAGUCAGGGAACUGAGUUCAAGAGCCGUAAGGUAAUGCUGCAGCUUUAUAAAGCUGUGGUUAGGCCACACUUGGAGUAUUGUGUUCAGUUCUGAUCGCCUCAUUGUAGGAAGGAUAUGGAAGCUUUAGAGAGGGUGCAGAGGAGAUUUAUCAGGAUGAUGUCUGGAUUAGAGAGCAUGCCUUUUAAAGAAAGGUUGAGUGAGCUAAGGCUCUUUGGAGUGAAGGAAAAUGAGAGGUGUUCAAGGUAAGGGGCAUAGAUCAGAGGGUUGCAGGCCUAGAGAAUGUUACAAAAAUAAGUUGGGGGUAAGGAAUACUGUGGUGGUAAGACCACUGUAGGAUUUAGUACAGCAGCAAACAUCUAAAGCUUAAGAGAUCGAGGGGGGAUAGGGUGGAGGUGUUGGACGCUGCUGUAGUCAGAAAGCACUGGGGAGAUCUGGCCCCCACUACCCAGCCAAGAUGUGGUAGAGAAAAUUGCCCAACAUAUCUGAAAAUUUUCAACUUUGGGGAAGAAAAUGAAGACCUCAUAAUGAAAACCCGAAAAAUCACCCUCUUCAACUCAUCAGUUCAGAUCAGCAGACCUUGCAUGAACACGUGUUCUGGAACAGCAGAAUUUGCCAAAAAAAAGGGUGGGAAUUCUCAGCAGCCAGUAGCGUUUAUACUUCCAAAAAGGCCAGCUUCGUAAGUUGGCUGUGUGAAAACCUGAAAUUGGGCGGGGUGAUUGUGUGGGUUGGUUAUUAAGCACUAAUUUAUUUAGGAAUCUUAUUUGGAGGAGACUUGGCUACAAUUCAAAGUUCAAAGUAAAUUUAUUAUCAAAGUGCGUACAGUGUAUAGUAUACCAUGUACUACCCUGAGAUUCAAUUUCUUGCAGGCAUUCACAGUAGAACAAAGAAAUAUAAUAGAAUCAAUGAAAAACACAUGAACAAAAAUUGACAAACAACCAAUGUGCAAAAGAAGAGAAACUGAGCAAAUACAGUAAUACUGACAAAAUGAGUUGUAGAGUCCUUGAAACUGAGUCCAUAGGUUGUGUUCAAGGUUCAAAGUACAUUUAUUAUCAAAGUACGUUUGCAGUAUACAAGCCUGACAUUUGUCUUUCCACAGACAGCCACGAAACAAAGAAACACCAUGGAACACAUUCAAAGAAACCAUCAAACAUCCUAUGCGCCAAAAAAAAAGAACGAAUCGCGUAAACCGCAAAAAGAACAAGCGAAUAACACACAGAAUACUAAACAUCAAACUGCAGAGUCCUAGAAGCAGUCUAGUUCAGUUCAGUCCAAUUUAGCACUAUAUCGCUCGUUGACAGCAGCUACAGAGCCAGUCCGCCCCGAACAAAAUCGCGCAAAAUAGCAAUAAAGAAGGAGUAAUCAGAAACCAGAAACACAUCUAACAUGAACUGCAGCAUCCUCUAAAGACGAGUCCAGUCCAUAAUCCGCACCAAUUUGUGAUCAGUUCAGCGCUGAGUUGCAAGGAUCUAUAAAGAGGAAGUUGGAGAGCAAUGGAUCACCUGCCAAUCAUGACAAGAUCAGUGAACUCUCUGACGGUGCGUUCUCGGGCGAGGUUAAGAGGAUCUGCCUGGACGAUGUCAAUCUUCCGAUGGGUCAGGGAGACGUGUCCAGUGUCCUGCGAACAGAUGUGCACAAUUCCUCACUGCCAAUUGGGCACCGCGGGCAGGGUCUGCAAAAUUCUGCCCCCAUGGGCUCGUCCUUGGGUUGUGUAACUCCAGGGACCAACACGGGCCUCCUGAGUGGCAACCAAGCAAACGGUGGCAACAUCAGCUCGCAGUUUGCUGUGACAUCCAACGCAGAGAUGAAACCGAAUGUGGGCGAUGGACACACCAUGUUUUUUGACUCCAAAGCGGCCAACAAUUUAACCAUGGAUCCCGACUUGGUGGAUCUGUUGGAGGAAUUGACAAAUAUACCAAAUUCCCCAUUAAACGAACUUGAUAUUUUGAGCACCAGGAGUGACCCACUGAACUUGGGCCUUGUGCAAACAAGUCAGAGCACUACUCGAAAGUCGUCUCCGCAAGCAGCUUCGCACUUGGAGAACCCCAUCCCCAACCGAGAAUUCUCCCCCAAUUUCAAUCAGGCGUCUGGCGGUUCUCCUCAGAGGAGGCCCUCCUCGGCUGGCACAUCGUACCCGUUGCCUGCUCCACCCAAUCACAUGCCAUUGCCAAUGUCCUCGGCAUCUCAGAACCAGGUCCCGAGCCAGAGCCAGGCACCGCUGCUGUCUGGCACCGGGGCCAGCCGAGUUGGAGCCAAUUGGCAUGAAUUGUCGCACGCGCAGCAGCUGAAGAAGAUAGCGGCCAGCCAGCACCAGCGCUCCGUCUCGCAGCAGUCUCACCCGCAGCCGGGUCAGGCAGCCAGCUGGCCUCCGGUUCCCUCCUCUGGGCCGUCCCCACCCUACCAACCGGACAAGCUCCCUAGCCCCUCUCUGCAUCAGCAGUCCUUCAGCCCUCCCAACGCCAUCCUGCCCAGCCUCCCGCCAUCAAGCAACCCUGCCAGCACAAUGCAAAGUUACCUGUACAGCAAAGCGGCCACUAGCCAGCCUGGCCGCAUCGCCAUGUUGGGCCAGCAGCAGAGUGGCCUGAGCCAGGGCCCGAUGAACGAGAGCAGCCUGCCUUCGGAGCAGCUGUCGCUCAGCAACACCAAGCCGCUGUCGCACUUUGACCCGGACCUUCCCGCGCCGAAGAUGCCUUCGGUUGCCGGCGGGCAGAGCCAACCGGCUGUGGUGCAUUACAUGCACCAGGCCCCCGCAGGCGUGCAGCAGCCUCCGCCGUCCGGUUCCAGUCAGCAGCUGCAGUUUCGCAACAAAUUCCGGAUGCAGCAGCUGAGAAUGCAGAACAGCAUUCAGCAUUCGCCGGAUCCCAAUCCCGGUAAUAAUUACAUAAAAGCCACAUCGCACGCCUUCCUCAAGCACCAGCUUCUGAAGAAACAUAAUCUUCUCCAGCAGCAACUCAUGGCUGACCAGGAAAAACAAAGACAACAUGAGCAAAGAAAUGGUCACAUGAUCCGCGUAUCCCCUGAAUAUAAGGAGCAGAGGAGCGUGUUUGGAGUUCAGCAAUUAAAUCAGUUUCAAGCUGUGGCACAACCUUUGCCUACAAACUCCGGGCAGCCUCUGCCAACACCACAGUCAGCCCAUUGCGGUAUGCGGCGGAACCCCGGCCUUCUGCAGGCGACGUCUCAGAACAAUCUUGGGCCCGGGGUACCUGCAGUGACUGCCAGUCAGGCCGACCGGACCGUGGGGAUGUACCCAAAUAACACUGGCAACCAGCAGAGUGUUUACAUGCCGCCAUCUGGCCUCAACAUGCCUCUCCGGCCAAGCCAGAACGCUUUGGGAAUGAGAUCAACCAGCCAGCCAGUGCCGAGCCAGGCUAUAAUCCAGCAAAGGACACCAAUCUCGGCGUUCAGUGGUUCUGUGCCGAACCCGGCUGCGCCUCCCCAGCACGUGAGGCAGUCCAUAAACCAGGCAGGGGCUAGUAUGCCCGUCCAAGGAAUUUCAACCGCGUUAGCCACCUCUGGCAUGGCUCCUCAAAUGUGGGCGCAGCAAAGGAUUCAAGGAAUGCAGAAUCAGACCAAAAUGGACGGUGGCAUGCCACAUUUCCCAAAUAACCCAUUGUUCCCCAAACAGACCAUGAGGCCAAAUCUGCCCGUGCAUCCGUUUCCCCACCAGACCAUUGCGCCACCAAACCAGAUAGCCCCGGGAGGACAGAUGAAGCCACUGCAGCAACUGAACCCGGGCCAGACUGGACAAAACAUGGUCUCCAUGAGCGGCCCGAACUCGAGGCAUAAUCAGCCAAGGUUACCCUCGGCAGCCAUGGGCAGCAUGAAACCUGUGCCGCAGGGCAUUACCAGUAUGAGCCAGACUCACCCAGUGCCAGGUCUCACUGCCGCCAGCUACGUAUCCAGUGGGCAGUCGUCGGCAUCCUAUAACCGAAUGAACCCCACCACCGAGGUAUCCACCUAUGACUUUCUGCAGCAUAACAACAGCAAUGCCUUGGGGGCAGCUCGGAAUGAGCCGGACUUCAUAGAGUCCAUUAUGAAGGGAAGCAGCAGUAACGAUGACUGGAUAAACGACUUAACGCUCGAUGACUUUUUGGGGCAGCAUUCCUAAAGCCUGGUCACUGGGUGCGAUUUAUCUGCCCGCCAGGCUGCUGUACAUAGAGAGCGCCCAUCUACACAUUGCAGUAUUGGACUGAGACUAUCGAGCACGUGUGUAGGUGUGGACACUAUAACUUUCCAUUUACGAGCAGGUGCAGGUCACUGGAUAUACCCAGUGUACUGCCUGCAACACUGAAUUUUAAAGUGGCAAUACAUAAAUUAAUGUAUUUGUUCAAAAUAUUCUGUAAAUUAUGUUUUCCUAAUAAAUAUUGUAUGUCAGGAAGGAGUAAUUAUACUUGGUUGGAUCAUUUGUCAAUAAAAUACAGUAUAGGCAAAAUCAUUGUUUUUAUAUUAGCAAAUUUGUUUAUUUUUAUUUGGUAUAAAAUAUGCAGACUACAUUGUUCAAUCAGUAAUACUAUGUAUUACAAUGUUAAGAUGCAGGUUGUGUUUUUAACAUGACUUAGGCAGUGCAGUCUUGUGUUAUACAGGUGACUUAUUCCUGGAUUUUCAUUCACCGCCAGUCCCAUUUUGAUUUAAAGUUCAAAGUUCAAAGUAAAUUUAUUAUCAAAGUAUGUAUACCAUAUACAACCUUGAGAUUCAUCGUUACCACAGUGAGCAAACAACUGAUGGAAUGGUUGUCAAUAUGAAAUUGCUUUCUUUGUAAUCUGUCAGCUCAUGUUGACAAUCUGUACAUUUUGUAUGUGCAUUCUACCAAGAUAUUAUGAACUUCAUAAUGUAUUUUUUUGCCGAAAAAAUUUUUUGUGAUCUCAUGUUUUAUUUGUUAUAUGCAUUUCCUUUCCUGCCUUGAAUGUGUUUCUUUUAUUUUUAAUUUAAUACCAUCUUGGAGCACAAAUAGUAUGACAAGUUUCUCUUUCAUUAUCAUAAUAAACUUGCCUUGU